Epithele typhae is the source of this 705-nucleotide messenger RNA. RefSeq lists its product as uncharacterized. Gene Ontology annotation, cellular component: aggresome; amphisome. The transcript has 4 exons. Gene Ontology annotation, molecular function: K63-linked polyubiquitin modification-dependent protein binding; protein kinase C binding; zinc ion binding. The annotation marks the transcript as partial. Gene Ontology annotation, biological process: mitophagy; aggrephagy; endosome organization. The record is from RefSeq and is a predicted model, not a curated record. Lineage: Eukaryota; Fungi; Basidiomycota; Agaricomycetes; Polyporales; Epitheliaceae.
UGCCACUUCUGCGGCAAGAUCGACAUCGGCGGGUUCUGGUACAAGUGCCUGCAGUGCACCAAUUGCGACAGAUGCAGCUCGUGCAUGUCCUCGCCGAAAGCGUGGGCGUCGCACGACCCGUCCCACCGCUUCUUCCCCAUCCAGACGAACAACGACCUCUCGCAUUACUGGAUCGUGAAGCACGACAUGGAGAAGACCUGGCAACCGCCGUACGUCCACCUCGGCGUGACGUGUUCUGGAUGCCAGACGCCAAACAUACGCGGCGCCCGACAUCGCUGUCUGAUGUGCGAUGAUUACGAGCUGUGCAGGGAUUGCGCGUCCGACCCGGAGAAGAGGAUGCAACACAACCCAAAACAUCCGCUGUUCCCCAUCAAAUCCCCGCUCGACAAGUCGGUGUACGAUGAGGCGCGCCGGCAGGUCAACGACCAUGCCGAGGCGCGCAUGACGCGCCUCGUCGUGAACCGCGCCCGCACCAGCAUCGAACACCACGAUGUGACUUGCAUGGGUUGCGCGCAAACGCCGCUGCUGGGGGUGAGGUAUCGAUGUAUGGUGUGCUUGGAUUACGAUCUGUGCAGCCAAUGCCACUCUGACCCUGUCUUUCGUGACAACCAUCCGCUCGACCACGCUUUCUUCCCCAUACCCGAUCCUCGCUUCGUCACGGCAUACGAUGAUGCUUUGGAUAGGCUCUCACGAUUAGGACAUUGA